AUGGAUACAAUAACGGAGAUGGCCGAUGAAGCAAAGGUUUCCGGUGCGAACCAUGAAGCCAACGACCAACAUAAAUUGAAACUGGAGAAAGAAGAUCAUGGAUGCUCGAAUCUAUCACCGCCGCCGUCAUCCGCAAGUGCCACAUUUCACCAUUCUAAUUCUAGGAGCAGUUGGGGAAGCGAGCAAUUUUCGCAGGACAAAUGUGGAGAGUAUCCCGAUGCUAGUGUGGAGGGAGCGCUUCCAAGAGCAGACCACGGCCCAUACGAGGUCUCGUUCGAUGGUGACCAAGACCCGAUGUGCCCUCGAAGCAUGCCGUUGGUGAGGAAAUGGGUGAUUGUGUUGAUUGUCUGUACCGGAACCUUAUGCGUGACUUGCACAAGCUCGAUCUACACAACUACCUAUACACAGAUGAAUCCCGAGUUUCACACAUCAACGCUCAUCUCGACCGUAGGACUGUCGUCCUUUGUCUUAGGAAUCGGUACAGGGCCUUUGCUCACUGGCCCACUGAGCGAGCACUACGGACGAAGACCCAUCUAUCUGGUCGCAUGGUCGAUGUUCCUAGUUUGGACAAUUCCGUCCGCUGUGGCGAAAAAUAUUCAGACAAUUAUUGUUUCUCGAUUCUUCAAUGGCUUUACUGGAGGCACCUUCCUUUCCGUUGCAGGAGGAACCGCUAGAGACGUAUUCUCACGGAAUCAGAUCCAAGCACCAAUGGCGCUGGUCUCAUCAGUCCCAUUCAUUGGACCCUCUUUAGGGCCUGUACUCGGUGGCUUUAUCAACUCCCACCUGGAUUGGAGGUGGACCUACUAUAUCAUGAUCAUUUGGUCCGCCGUGCUGCUCAUCUGCAUGAUAUUCUUUGCGCCAGAGACAUAUCACCCCAUCAUACUACGUACAAAGGCUAGAGCGCUUCGCCAAGAAACCGGGAACGAUCGAUAUAGAGCACCGAUGGAGAAUAACAACAAGACAUGGAGGCAGAUAAUAGUAGUCUCACUUUUGCGACCAUUCCAACUUCUCUUUCUGGAACCCAUGUGUCUAUGCUUGGAUAUCUACUCGGCCAUCUUAUUGGGCAUCUUAUACUUAUUCUUCGGCACCUUUCCGAUGGUUUUUCGAACAACAUAUAACAUGAACCUUUGGCAGGGUGGACUGACAUUUGUGGGAAUUAUAAUGGGGAUGGUUAUCGCUGCCGCUACAACUCCGAUCUGGUCCAACAUUCGUGAGCGUCUGUUGAACAAUAAUGCAAAAGAACCUGGACGCAGUGAGCCGGAAUACCGACUUCCUCCGGCUAUUGUAGGUGGCAUUCUUAUUCCCAUUGGGCUUUUUUGGUUUGGUUGGACUACCUACUCGAGUAUUCAUUGGAUAGUGCCCAUCAUUGGAUCUGCUGUAUUUGGGGGUGGGUUGUUGCUGGCAUUUACCGGCAUUUUUACAUUUCUUGUCGAUGCUUACCCACAAUACGCCGCGUCUGCCCUGGCCGCUAAUGGCUUCGCUAGGUGCACGUUCGCAGCUGCAUUUCCACUGUUUGGUAGCCAGAUGUACGACAAGCUCGGCUAUCAGUGGGCAACCAGCCUUCUGGCAUUUCUAACAGUUGCCAUGAUGCCAUUCCCAUGGCUAUUCUUUAAAUACGGAAAGGCGCUGAGAGCCAAGAGCAAAUUUGCUCUGCUGGACUGA
Molecule: messenger RNA, 1662 nt
Organism: Aspergillus caelatus
Lineage: Eukaryota; Fungi; Ascomycota; Eurotiomycetes; Eurotiales; Aspergillaceae
Product: MFS transporter
Exons: 5
Coding region: 1-1662 (553 amino acids)
Biological process (GO): transmembrane transport
Cellular component (GO): membrane
Molecular function (GO): transmembrane transporter activity
Source: RefSeq, a predicted model, not a curated record